AUGGGCGGCAAGAGUCUAGUUUGUGGCACACAGACAGAUCUGCUGCUGAUAUUCUCGCGACCCAACAUUGCCUGGCACACUGGCAAAGUCAAAGGGCAUCCCGAUUCGGUGGAUGCGCUGAUGAAGAUUGAUGAAGACACCAUGGUCACAGGAUGUGGAGAUGGAGCCAUCAGACUGGUGAAUGCCUCCUCAAGAAAGAUCUGUGGGACGUUGGGACGUCAUGGCAGCGAGCCAGUGGAGAGGCUUUGCAUGUCUUCGGAUGGUUUGGUCUUGGGGAGUAUUGGUCAUGACUCUGCUGUCUGCCUUUGGGACAUGUCGUCGACUGCGCAGAGCAGCGCAUCCAGCGGUGAAAUGGAUGAGGGCAGUGAUGACAGCGAGGAGGAGAAAGUAGAACAGCCUCAGGCCAAGAAACGAAAGAUUCCAGUCAUGUCAACAUUUUUUGCCGACCUAAAUGAUGACGCAUCGGGAAUUUAG
Molecule: messenger RNA, 474 nt
Organism: Ostreobium quekettii
Lineage: Eukaryota; Viridiplantae; Chlorophyta; Ulvophyceae; Bryopsidales; Ostreobiaceae
Source: the annotation of a GenBank genome assembly